Messenger RNA from Fusarium pseudograminearum CS3096, 930 nucleotides. RefSeq lists its product as uncharacterized. The coding region runs from base 1 to 930 and encodes 309 amino acids. The transcript has a single exon. Lineage: Eukaryota; Fungi; Ascomycota; Sordariomycetes; Hypocreales; Nectriaceae. The record is from RefSeq and is a predicted model, not a curated record.
AUGACCUUCACCCCAGAGCAAUACGAACCCGUCACUGCAGACUCAUGGCUCGUCUGCGACACCUGCGGCACUCAAUUCCCUACCGCUGAUCGCUCCGCCCUCAAAACAUGUCACAUCUGCGACGAUCCUCGCCAAUUCGUCCCGCCCUCUGGCCAAUCCUUUUCUACCCUGGGCGAAUUGAAGAAGCACUUCAAGAACGAAUGGGUAGAGUGUCCGUCGGAUCCGAACGUCACCUUUAUCCACUCCACGCCCAAGCUAGCUAUCGGCCAGCGCGCUAUUCUUAUCAAAACCCCCAAGGGGAAUAUUCUCUGGGAUUGUAUUACUUUGCUGGAUGAAGAGACUGUGGGGAAGAUUAAAGAGAGAGGGGGGUUGAGGGCGAUUGUUAUAAGUCAUCCGCACUUUUAUAGUGCGCAUGUUCAGUGGGCGAGGGCGUUUGGUUGUCCUGUGUAUAUCUCAUCUGAAGACAAACCCUGGACUACACUCUCGUCUUCUCACCAGGUUCUUCUCACCGAGUCUUCCACGCCAAUUCUCGACACCGGCGCAACAGCUAUCAAACUAGGCGGACACUUCCCAGGGUCUUUAGUUCUACACUACAACUCACGUCUCUUCAUCGCCGACACGCUCAUGACAACAGCGUCAGGUGUAGGAAAUUGGGACAUUGAUGCAACAGGAGCAGAGCGUCCGUCUCGACCACCGGGUUUGAACUCGUUUUCGUUCCUCUGGAGUAUUCCGAAUUUUAUUCCGCUUGGUGUUGAUGAGAUGGCGAGGAUGUGGCGGGCGUUGAAGGAUGUGGAAUUUAAUGCUACGUAUGGUGGGUUUAUGGGGAUGGAUAUUGAACACAAGGAUGUGAAGGAGAGGGUUUUGGAGAGUAUGAAGAUUCAGGCUGGGUUUAUUGGGGAGAAGGAUUUUGAGAGUAGAAUUGGUGAGUGA